Phlebotomus papatasi is the source of this 807-nucleotide messenger RNA. Its product is annotated as apolipoprotein D-like. The record is from RefSeq and is a predicted model, not a curated record. Bases 93 to 734 code for a protein of 213 amino acids. NCBI's taxonomy places the organism in Eukaryota, Metazoa, Arthropoda, Insecta, Diptera, Psychodidae. The transcript is spliced from 4 exons. Gene Ontology annotation, molecular function: pigment binding.
UGGGUAAGUCAUUUUUAUUCAGGAUUUCAGUGAGUGAAAAACCGUGCUUCAGUUAUUUUUAGUUUAUGUGAAAUUCAGCGAUAAUCCUCAAAAUGUUGUCAAUUUCCGUGAUUGGUGCGGUUCUUGUGAUUGUCCCAGUUGCAUUAGGGACUGUGCACAUGGAAGGACGAUGUCCUAAUUACAUUCCAGUACCAAAUUUCAAUCGUUCCCAGUUUUUAGGUGAAUGGUACGAAAUACAGCGACUGGAGCUUGAUGAGCUAUUGAAUGCAGAUUGCGUCCACGUCAAUUACGCCAUGAAUGUGGACGGAAGUACGGUGAACGUGCGCCAGCGAAUGCAGAUAUUGGAGAAUUCACCGAGGACCAUCGAGAAACGUGGAUAUGCAAGAUAUAUAGAUCCAACUGGACGUCUAGUGAUGAUAUAUAAUGAAACAGACCCAACUGCAAGCAUAUUUGACUACUACAUUACCCAUACGGAUUACCAUGGGUAUCUCAUAGCAACAUCUUGCGAAAAUGUCAAUAACACUCACUAUGCUGAAUCUGCAUGGGUUAUGUCCAGGGGUAGAACUCUUCCACCCAGCGCCCUUACGGUUGUCAAUCAGGCUACGCAACACUGGAAUCCAGCCUAUUUCCGGCACACCAAUCAAGAUACGAGAGUAUGUAGUUCUUCACAUAAAAUGGCAUUGGCAAGUAUCAUACUCCUAAUGGCUUUGCUCACAAUACUAUUUCUGCGAUGAGGGAAAAGUUUGCUGGUGCUUGUUAUCACAAAUUUGCUAUUUGCAUAGCUAUGAAAAUAAAACCCAAUAUCUA